This is a messenger RNA of Striga asiatica, 1952 nucleotides long. The record is from the annotation of a GenBank genome assembly. NCBI's taxonomy places the organism in Eukaryota, Viridiplantae, Streptophyta, Magnoliopsida, Lamiales, Orobanchaceae.
CAAAGAACCAAAGCAUCGACAAGGAAGAGCCUUCGAAACUAAGGAGACCAGCCGCGCUGAUGCGCGUCGCAUUAUCAUACUCAUUACCCGUGUUGCAAAUUUCCUAUAUAUAUAACUAUAUAUAUAUGAUCUUAUCUUUGAUUACCUCUUCUCCCUAAUACGGAUUUUGGAUUAAAAACCUCAAUUUGAUUACAGUUGCGGUACUUUAAAUCAGAUAUUCGGCCAUGGCGAUGCUAGAUUCUUUCUUCAGCAAAGGCUUCAAAGCCGCCCAAUGUAAAACCUUGCUGAAACUUACAAUCCCUCGAAUAAAGUUGCUGAGGAAUAAGAGAGAGAUUCAGAUAAAGCAGAUGCGCCGAGAGAUUGCGAAGCUCCUUGAGACUGGUCAGGAAGCCACCGCUCGGAUUCGUGUAGAGCACAUCAUAAGGGAAGAGAAAAUGACGGCGGCACAAGUAAUUGUUGAACUGUUCAGUGAGCUCAUUAGCGUACGCCUUCCGAUUAUUGAAGCACAAAGGGAAUGCCCUCUGGACCUGAAAGAAGCUAUUUCCAGUUUAUGCUUUGCGGCACCAAGGUGCGCUGAUCUCCCGGAGCUGCAAGAAGUGCGAAUUAUAUUUGCUGCUAAAUAUGGUAAAGAAUUUGUCUCUGCUGCAACUGAGCUUAUGCCUGAAUGUGGUGUCAAUCGCCAGCUAGUUGAGCUUUUGUCCGUCCGAGCCCCUGCAGGUGAUGUUAAACUGAAGCUUAUGAAGGAAAUUGCUGAAGAGCAUCAGCUCGACUGGGAUCCAACUGCCUCUGAAAGUGAAUUAUUGAAGCCCCAUGAAGACUUACUCCAUGUUCAGACCCAUACGGCUAGUAUUUCCAAACUGCCCCUUCCGGAAGAAAAGCAUGACGAGACAAAUUCGGCUACUUUAAAACAUCCCAUCCCCGAACUCUCGGAUUUGGAUGAAGAUUUCGAGAUCAUAGAUUUUCCAGAAGUUCCUAAACGGUCAUUACAGCCUAAUAAAGGCAAUGUCUCGGUCCUCGAGAUGCUGCCUUUCCCUGCAUCCGCAUUUUCUGAUGAUGAGGAAGAUCAAGAAGAGCAAAAAGUUGAUUCCAAAAGUAACGAGCAUUUUUCACACUCUGUGCCGAAGAAUGUUUCGCAAGAGAAGUCAACUUGUCAGCCGGAGGAAAAACAGUUUGUGCCGAUUAUGUAUCCUCCAUCACAAACUCCAGCCUUUUUUGAUGUCAAACAACAAAAUAUCAAAGAAACCACAAAUAAUACCAACUUAGAUUUACAAGAUGUGUUGGCAGCAGCACAAAUGGCAGCCGAGAGCGCGGAGCGCGCUGCAGUGGCCGCACGCUCAGCGGCUAGAAUUGCUGGACUUCGAAUUAGUGAGCUCGUUGAGAAAAACAAGCUGAACGAAGAGACUGAAAAUCCUUUUCAUCUCGAGAAACGUGAGUCGUGUUUGGGGGAGAAGGAUGGAUUGAAUUCAUGUUGCCUGCUUGCAGAUUCUGAUAGUUCCCUUUGUUCGACAACAUGGCAUGAGUAUUUGCCUCGUGAGAUUAGUUCUCAGCCCUUGUAUGAUGCUGGAGAAGAGGAUUUCGAUUCCUUCUCUCCUCAGAGGGAUAUUGUGUCUGCUAAUGGCAGUUUUGACAAGCCUCUUCAUGGAUUGGCGUCAAUGGAUGACGAGACAUUUUUUUCCUACCCGAACUUAUUUACAUAAUAGAGGUCUCAUCUUAGUUCUCGUGUGCAGUCAUUUACAGACUCCAAGUGAAAAAUGCAUGACCGUGAUCUCUGUUUUCAGUAUGUUGAUAUCACUCUUAGUUUUUGCAACAUUUUUGUUCUUUUCAGGCUUGUGAGGUGAUCCCAGGUUUUUUUAGUUUUCAAAUUGUUUUUACCUUCCUGUACAUGACUUGUUCAAAGUUUUGUUUUGUGGUUGUGCCUUUUUGGUAAGAGUGGAAUUUUAUGCCUGUCUCUG